Molecule: messenger RNA, 2888 nt
Organism: Ipomoea triloba (trilobed morning glory)
Lineage: Eukaryota; Viridiplantae; Streptophyta; Magnoliopsida; Solanales; Convolvulaceae
Product: linoleate 13S-lipoxygenase 2-1, chloroplastic
Exons: 9
Coding region: 32-2752 (906 amino acids)
Biological process (GO): lipid oxidation
Molecular function (GO): oxidoreductase activity, acting on single donors with incorporation of molecular oxygen, incorporation of two atoms of oxygen; protein binding; metal ion binding
Source: RefSeq, a predicted model, not a curated record
CUAUUAUUGUACAAGUUAAAACACAGUAAAAAUGAUGAAGCCUCAGCUUCAGCAUGCCACAUCCAAAACCCUAAUUAUUCCAUGGUACAAGCCCUUCGUCUACGGCGGCGAGUCCACGGUGGCCUUCCGGCCGGCGGUGAUGAAGCCCAACUCCGGCGGCAAACGCCUGAGAAAAGGCACCGGAAAGUCGUCCAUGCUGCGGUACAGACCAUGCAACAUCAAAGCUGUAGCCACAACUUCUAGUACUGAGAAAUCCACGAGCGUUAAAGCCGUGGUGACGGUGCAAAGCACGGUGGGAGGGUUUCUCUCAAACUUAAACCUCACCAGAGCGCUUGAUGAUAUUAAUGACUUGCUAGGGAAAACUCUCCUUUUGGAUAUUGUGGCUGCUGAGCUGGACCACAAGACCGGGGAAGAGAAGAAAACUAUCCAGGGCUAUGCACAUCGGCAGGACGAAAAGGAUGGCGAAGUGAACUACGAGUGCGAUCUCGUAAUUCCUGAAAACUUCGGGGAGGUCGGAGCAAUUAUGAUAGAGAAUGAGCACCACACAGAAAUGUUUGUCAAGAAGAUCGUCAUUGACGGAUUUCCUAACGGCACUGUUAACAUCGCCUGUGAUUCCUGGGUGCAUUCCAAGUUCGACAAUCCUGAUAAAAGAAUCUUUUUCACUAAUAAGUCAUAUUUACCGUCUCAAACUCCGAGCGGAUUGAAGAAGUUAAGGGAGAAAGAGCUCCUGACCGUCAGGGGUGACGGCACCGGUGAACGUAAGAAAUUCGAAAGGAUAUAUGAUUACGACGUUUAUAACGAUAUUGGUGACCCUGACGGUAGCGAUGACGGUAUCCGUCCGGUUCUUGGCGGCAAAGAGCAUCCUUAUCCCCGACGUUGCAGAACCGGUCGCCCUCGCAGCGAAAAAGAUCCAUUAUCUGAAUCAAGAAGUUCAUCCAUUUACGUUCCAAGAGACGAAGCAUUUUCAGAAGUGAAGAAUGCAACAUUCUCCGGAAACACACUUUAUUCGGUGCUUCAUGCCGUGGUGCCAGGGCUUAAGUCGAUCCUGGUUGAUGCCGAUCGGGGAUUUCCACACUUUCCGGCCAUCGACGAUCUGUUCAACGUCGGAGUCGACAUUCCCACCGAGCAAAAAGGAAUUCUAAGUUUCGCCUUACCUAGGUUAAUCAAAUCCAUUACUGACGUCGGAAAAGAUGCCAUCCUAUUCGAAACCCCUGAAAUGAUCGACAGGGACAAAUUUUCCUGGCUUAAGGAUGAGGAAUUCGCUCGUCAAACCCUAGCUGGACUUAAUCCCUACAGCAUAAGAUUAAUAAAGGAAUGGCCAUUGAAGAGCAAGCUGGAUCCUGCAAUCUACGGCCCUCCGGAAUCAGUAAUCACAAAAGAGCUGAUUGAGACAAAAAUUGGAGGUAUCAUGACUGUUGAAGAGGCUGUAAAGCAGAAGAAGCUUUACAUUUUAGAUUACCAUGAUUUGCUACUGCCACUGGUUAAUACGGUGAACGAACUUGAGGGGACAGUGCUGUAUGCAUCCAGGACAGUGUUUUUCUUGACACCCAGUGGUUGUUUGAUGCCCGUAGCCAUUGAGCUAACUCGACCGCCUGUAGAUGGAAAGCCGCAAUGGAAGCAAGAGUUUUGCCAUACCUGGGAUUCCACUGGUUCCUGGCUAUGGAAGCUUGCUAAAGCCCAUGUUCUUGCUCAUGACUCCGGCUAUCACCAACUAGUCAGUCAUUGGUUGAGAACUCACUGUGCUACAGAGCCAUAUAUAAUUGCAAGUAAUCGGCAGCUUAGUGCGGUGCACCCCAUUUUCAGACUAUUACAACCUCAUUUCCGGUACACCAUGGAGAUUAAUGCCUUGGCACGUCUAGCUCUUAUCAAUGCAAAUGGGAUUAUUGAGACUUCUUUCUCCCCUGGCAAGUAUUCAAUGCUGUUGUGCUCUAUUGCCUAUGAUCUUGAGUGGCAGUUUGACCUUCAAGCAUUGCCAGCAGAUCUCAUUAGCAGGGGAUUGGCAGAGAAGGAUCCCACAGCUCCCCAUGGCCUGAAACUAACCAUUGAAGACUACCCUUUUGCGAAUGAUGGAUUAGACCUUUGGGACAUCAUUAAAGAAUGGGUGACGGAUUAUGUGAGCCACUACUAUCCAGAAGCCAGUCUCAUAGGAUCUGAUACAGAACUCCAAGCUUGGUGGACAGAAAUCAGAACAGUUGGCCACGGGGACAAGAAGGAUUCGCCAGGCUGGCCAGAUCUGAAAACCCCAGAUGACCUGAUUCGAAUCCUGACAACCAUAGUGUGGGUGUGUUCAGGGCACCAUGCAGCUGUGAACUUUGGUCAGUACCUCUAUGCAGGGUUCUUCCCAAACAGGCCAACGAUCGCCAGAACCAAAAUGCUCACAGAUGAUGUGACAGAAGAGGAAUGGGAACAUUUCUUGGAGAAGCCUGAGGAUGCACUCUUGAGAUGCUUCCCUUCACAGAUUCAGGCGACAACAGUCAUGGCGAUUUUGGAUGUCUUAUCAAACCACUCUCCAGACGAGGAGUAUAUAGGGGCGGCACCAGAACCCUACUGGGUUGAAGAGCCUAUUAUCAAUGCUGCAUUUGAGCGGUUUAGUGGGAGAUUGAAGGAACUUGAAGGAAUUAUCGAUGCCCGCAAUGCUGACAGGAAUCUGAGGAAUAGAAGUGGAGCUGGAAUCUUACCUUAUGAGCUUAUUAAGCCAUAUUCAGGACCUGGUGUAACUGGUAAAGGUGUACCAAAUAGCAUCUCCAUUUGAGCAAGAAAUGUAGGAUAGUAGAACUGAAGAAUAAAGAAUCUAAGAAGGCUCAGUUCCUUUGUUGUCUGCCAAUGUAAUUUGAGUGUCUGCUUCUCUGAAACUGCUAAUAAAAAGCCUUUCAAGAUUUACCCAGAAA